Molecule: messenger RNA, 4750 nt
Organism: Triticum aestivum (bread wheat)
Lineage: Eukaryota; Viridiplantae; Streptophyta; Magnoliopsida; Poales; Poaceae
Exons: 7
Coding region: 3682-4104 (140 amino acids)
Source: RefSeq, a predicted model, not a curated record
AAAUUAUUUGACCUUUACUUCGUAUUAUUUACUUACUUUUAUCAAGAAUUACUCAUGCAAUAUGCUGUUUUGAAAAUUCUGCAUAAAGUUUAUGUGGUAAAUAAGAGAAAAUAAUAUUUUGGAAAGAAUUACUUGUACACUUAGAUGUUUAGUUCGAUGUCUAUUUUAAAAAGGCAUAAGCUGAAUAUCUUUUUGAACAAUCAGGUGAGGCUAGUUUCCCUCUUAUUUUUAGAACAACAGGGCUGCUAUACAUCAUCAUCAUGUUCUGUCUGUCGGAAAAUAAAGUGUAGUUGAGACUAAGUGAAAAGUGAAAACUCCAAGUUAUCAAUGUAAAUACAAGAACCAAAAACCCUCGUAUGAAGGAAAACAGUCAAGGAGUACUAGCUAUUUAAAAUUUACAAUAAAGGCACAGUGCAGAUGAGAUGAGAUCGAACUCAGAUUUGUCAGCUCAGAUGCAGCUAUGGGAGAUGUCACCCUUGUACUUGUUUGCUUAUGUGUAGAUAAGAAUACGAUCCUAGUACCUGGCAUCUGUCAGUGUCUAGCUACUACUGUUCAUAACGAAAUGUCAUAGUACGUCCACAACCCAACCAACAGAAAAUUGACACGUGCUUGUACAUCCAAAUAUCCAAUCUAAAUAAUGGCUGGGCUGAAUCUGAUGUAACCUUUUCAAAGUUUGCUCUGACGUCUAUAGUGUACAUGAGCAACUUGUUCUUUUCUAUGCAUAUGGGAGAAGAUUCAUUGAAAGUACUCUAGUAACAAGAGAGAAUCUCUAUACUUUGGAGCUAGUAUAUUCAGAUGCGGUGUGAUCUUGUUGCCUGUCGCACUCGGUAGUACUCAAAUUAUUCAGGUUUAGUAUGGUGUUACAUUGAAGCUUAUAGAAUUAAGGGCCUGUUUGGUUCAAAUACUAAGUAUGGCAAUGUUUGUCAUUUUUCUUUCAAAUACAUAUCUAAACUUAAUCCAUUCUCUCCGGGGAAGCCAGUUCAGUUCCUUUCUGGUAGCAAGAGAUCGGUAAAGAUCAAAUCUGUUUAUCAAAGUGCUUCUCUAAUUGCUCAAGACAUCUCUUUUCAACUGAGGAACAAUCCAAUGUCAUUUCGUUCCUCUCGGCUAUAUAUUCGUACGCAUUUCUAACUAUUCUUUUGAAACGGUCAAAAUCGGUGCCACACUUGAUAUAAUUUUGUCACACUUUUCCAAGUCAAUGGCACAUAGGACCUAUAUUUGAAUGGUCAAACUUGCCUAUCUUGUGUUGUGGCAAAGUGUGGCAACCUUACUAUGUGUACCAACCAAACCCGUGUUUUGGAACUUAAGACAUUUAAUGCAAUAUUUGAUGCAUGUGGGGAGUGGUCACAAUCAUAGUAGCCUGGUUCGAGGCGCAACGGUCUAUUCCCUAAUCCGGGGUCGAUAGACAGUGGUGAGUUCAUGGAGGUUUACCAGGCAAUCUAAUCCGUGAAAGAUUUUGGACUUUGUUCAUCUAACUUCCGAUCAUCAAGCUGUUGCAUGACCCUCUUCCGCCACUGCUAGUACGCGGACUAGAAGGUCUCGUGAUGCCCUACCCUACUCCGAUGCUUUCACCAUCGUUGGCCAUGGCUUGGUUGCUUGGUAGUAGGGAUUAGGGAAGGCAUGUCUUUAGGAGGGAGCAGCGGCCCAACGGAAGGGCGCUGGAGUUCUUGGAACCAUGAGCUCCGGCGCACCGCGUGGGAGAUUAUAAAACGAAGCCAUGUUUUGUUGGAGCUUUAGGGGAAGACGUCUGGGGAAAGUUUCGAGUAAUGAUUCCUGUGAAGAUAAUCGGAAUGAGGAGAUUGCCAUCUUAGUGUGUUGUGCUAGAUUUGUAAAUGUGAAGUUUCUGGCGUUUUUCCCUCUAAGCGGUAUUAGGAAAUAAUCACAAGAAAAUAAUUUUCUUUUGAAGUAAAACAACUGAAUCUUUCCCUCCAUGUCAUGUUUUGUUACGGGUCAUCGACCCAAACUUAUCGGAAUGGGGAUCGCGAUCCAUGUCUCAAAAUGACGUCAGAGAGGUAUGCCCUACGUCACACCUCGCCCCGGAGGUGUGGUGACCCAUGCCUCCGUUCCUCGACCCGGGCGACACGGUUUCCUGGCAACUAUGGUCGCAACACGCGAUGUAGUGACAUCAGUUGUAUCUAAAACAUGCCAACUAGGCAAACAUGUACUACCAACUGUUGACAAAAAAGAGAUAUGUUGUAUUUUAACCUUAGACACGACUCGUAUAAUGGAACCAGAGUCAAAUUAUACCCUUUUUAUCUCAUAGAACAUAUUGAAUUAUAACUCAUUUAGCUAUAAUAAGAAUUCACUCUACCAUUUCCAGAAUAUAAGAAGUAAAUUUUGUCCUAAAUCAACCCUUGUAAAGUUUUAUUAAGUAUAUAUAUAUUUUUUACAACAUUACGGUAUCGAAUACUCACUCAUGUUUUUACUCUGCAAAUCAGGCCUCGUGAGGACAAGCCUGUAACCAAUAAUUAAUUAGUCUACUAGUAUGUAAUAUAUGACAUAAAAUUGGUGCCAUUAGAUUCGUAUUCGUAAGUAUCUUUAUGAUUAUGAUUUUGUAUCACAAAAGUUACAUAUUAAUAAUGUAAUUGUUGGUCAAAGGUUUGUCCUAACAAGACCUAAUAAUAUUCGGAGUAAAAAACUGAGACUAAUACAUUAUGAAUGACCUAUUUCAUGGCUUAAUAUAUGGCAUUAUAUUUUGGGAUGGAGAGCGUACAAGCUACCAUAAGAGUUUUUUUUUUUGAAAAGCUACAAGAAGAGUUGUAUAUCUGCAUAUAUCAAUUGUUCAUAUGACCUGGCUUAAGAUAUAAUCCACCGAACUGCCAUAAGCUGCUGAAAUCACGCUGGUUUUUGUAAGAGGGUAUUUGGAUUAAAUGUUCCCAUUUCUUUGUGAGCAAUUAAAUUUUUUAAAUCAACUUGUUGUGCUCCGAAACAUCCAGACAGACGUUACUGUCCAUAGGCAGGGAGGUCGUUGACAAUAACCCAAUCUCAAGGGUAUGAUUGUAAGUUUCAAAUUACCAAGAGACAUUGCUGUACUGCGGCCAAUCUACCCGCCAUCGCGCACCGCCCAGGACGAGGCUCCAAGCCCUCUGGGAGGCCGGACAGCAAGGCCCCACGCACCUGUGGCUACUCACACCUAGCCACGUAAAGGGUUGGGGCUCGUGGGCCCACCGUUAGCACGGCCAAUCAAGGCUCGACAACGCCGUUUCUAAUCUAUCCGACACGGCCCGCUGUUUACGAUUACCACUGCCGAGGGUCACCUCGAGAACGAGACGCAGAGAAAAUAGGAGAAAAAGGCGAUUAUGCCUUUUCGUUUCUAUAUAUUUCUAGGUGAUUUUUCUUGCCCUCACACUGCUUCUUUUUCCUUUUACUUUUCCCGGCCGGAUUCUUUACUGGAAAGAGGGAAGACCAGGGCGUACGCAUGCCACCUUUCGCGGCCGUGGGGGUUGAAAAUGGCUGCUCCUAUUGGAUGAUGGGAAAAGGUACCACAAGAUAACGUCUUGGGGCCUACCGCCGGCGACCACAUCGCAUCGGGGCAUGCCUUCGGUACCACACGCACUGAUGACUGCCAGUAAUCACUAAGCAGUGCAUUAAGGACGGUCGAUGCCGGCAGUUUCUUGUGUGUAAUAUAUAUACAAAACAGGCAGGGGGCAGCAAAAGCCAUAGACAGCGGAGGGACCACCAUGGAUGGUGUUCAUGGAUGCUGGACAGUUGCAGAUAACUCACCUAUCCUUUUAUUCUAUGUUGUACUCGCCUUGGGAGCUGAAUCAUGGAGAUGCUGCCGGUUUUAGCCAUGGUGGUGGGGCUUCAUCAAGUUCUUGUUGGGGUAAAAAUGGAGCAUGGAGUAAGCUAAGAGAUGAGCCAUAUUUGGCAAGGAAGGAUAAGAGCAUCAUGUUAAUAGCGAACGUAACAAGCUGCACCAUCAAUUUGGACAAGUUGGAAUUGUUGGGUACUGGAAUUUUUCUUGGGUCUUCCUCGACCCAUACGGAUUCAACUCCUAUCAAAAAGGUAUGCAUACACGAGAUCAAAAAGGGAGUUAGAGGAGGCAUACACAAGAUCACCACGAACAACAAGCAGAAGCUGGCCAAAACAGCAUGGCUCAACGAAUGAGAGUUCAAAGAGGGCUGCCAAGUGCCAACUUGAUCGGUUUGUUGUACCCGCUGAGUCAGACAAGAUGAACAACUAGAUGCUGGGGGAGAACAUCGACCAGGGAAAAUAUUUCGCAUGCAUCACUGAAGUUGCUCUGUAGCGGUGUACAGUUCCAGGCAACAGUGCAGGUCAACACGGCGCUGCUACACAAACUCGGCAGCUUGAUACAUACAGUACAAGAAGCCUAUUAAAGCCAGCAGCAUAUCACUUAAUCAAAUGAAUUACAAUUCCCAUGACGGCGAACUGCAUUGUUACUUUGUGCGGAAGCCUAUCAAAGUUUCGACAUAAACACGGGCGCCGCUGAAUUCUGAGGCCGCGAACCCCCUCUACUAGCAGGCACCUGCAACAAAAAUUGACGACACAGUGAGGACCUCUAUGUGUGCUAUACAUCUUCAGAAAGGGCGCAUCAGGAAUGCGUGUUUGAUCAAAUUGGUAGCAGGUGAUACGAGUAUCAAUGCUAUCAUGCAUGUGGCUGUUCUAUUUUGAUCCUCCUUUCUGAAGAAACCUUUUUUUUUCGAACUCCUCUCGAAGUAACUAAAAAAAAAAUGAAACUCCAUGGGCACUAGCACCCACGGUUUUAUUGAUAUAGAAGAAGCAUCCCUCAUGA